Rhineura floridana is the source of this 2967-nucleotide messenger RNA. Its product is annotated as glutathione S-transferase-like. The record is from RefSeq and is a predicted model, not a curated record. Gene Ontology annotation, molecular function: glutathione transferase activity. NCBI's taxonomy places the organism in Eukaryota, Metazoa, Chordata, Lepidosauria, Squamata, Rhineuridae. The transcript has 5 exons. The coding region runs from base 318 to 737 and encodes 139 amino acids. Gene Ontology annotation, biological process: xenobiotic metabolic process; glutathione metabolic process.
GGGGAACAGAGUGGCUGGAAAGAACUGCAAACGUAGAAGUUAAGUUACCAGAGGCAGCUUUCUUGAGAGGUGAAAAAUGCCUGGAGAAAAGGAGGAGCAAGGAAGUGGCUGGAGGGAGGGAACGAGGCCUACCGUUUUGCAGUUUUGCGGUAUUGCUGUAUACAGGGGGAGUUAAGAAAGUGGAGCAGGCUUCACGGAGAGGUGGCUUGAACGAGUUGUUGGCAGGAGCAAGACCGUCUGACACAAGAACAAGCUGAUUAAUUAUAAAUCAAGAGAAAGGGGCACUUUUCCUUGAAGGACAUUUGUAGUGUAGCUGCAUGGCAGCCAGAAAUUCAGCAGAGCAGAAGACUACCGAAAAGAUGGCUGGGAAGCCCAAGCUGUACUACACUCAAGAGAGAGGGAGGAUGGAAUCUAUCUACUGGCUGCUUGCAGCAGCUGGAGUUGAGUUUGAAGAAAGAUUUGUAGAAACAAGGGAAGACUUGGAAAAAUUACGGAAUGAUGGAUUCCUCCUGUUUCAGCAAGUGCCCAUGGUGGAAAUUGAUGGGGUGAAGAUGGUGCAGUCACGAGCCAUCCUCCACUACAUUGCAGAGAAACACAACCUCUAUGGCAAGGACCUGAAGGAGAGAGCACUGUACUUAUUAACAUUUAGAAUUUACUGUAGGCUUGUUACAUGUGUAGAAAGCCAGCCUUUAAUAGAAGGCCUUCAAGACCAGAAUAAGCAACAUCCCCACAAUUAAGAAAUUCUUGGAGCCUGGCAGCCCCAGGAAACCCCCAUUAGAUGACAAGGCUGUUGCACAGAUCAAGAAGAUUUUCACCUCCUCAUAACUCCAGCUGUGAAGGUCACUGCAAAUUCUGGCAUGAUUUUUCCUGAUUUAUGCUGCUUCUCCUCAUAGACCAUUACUGACUUUAAGGCCUGUAUUAUCGGAAAGAUUAACAGUGUAAUCGUAUAAAUGUCUACUCAGAUGGAAGUCCUUACUUCCAGAAAAGUGUGGGUAUAGCACUGUAGCCUAAAUAAUAUAAAAUAGUAAUUUGUCUUGGUUCUAUAGACUCAAAACUCCUUUGAAACUAGCAACUGAAGGAUGAUGGCAGUUGUAGUCCAAAACACCUGGAAUGCACCAGAUUGGGGAAGGAAACUCUAAAGGGUAGAGUCAAUGAGCAAUCAGUAUUGUACCACUUAAAUUGUCUUCAGAUCAGCAGCCUUGGGAGAAAGGUAGCAAUCAUCUUAAAGGCAGUCAUAUGUUGCUUAAGUGUGGGUGUUGUCAACCUGGCACCCAUGGUGCCCACAAAAGUUUCACCAGCAUCCCCAGGCAGUGGCCCCAGACUCUGAGCUUUCUUUUUUUAAAAAAAGAGUCUCUAGUCUUCCUAGAAAGAAAGCUAUGAAGCAAAAUGUGCCGGUGGUCUUCUAAGCGAUUUUUAUAAAAUGGGCCAGCUUGUCUGCUCCCACCUGUCAAGUGUUUUUAGCCAACGAGUGAAGUCUGCUUAGAGGUUUUGUAACAAUCAGACAGUAUAUAAACUUUGUUAUAUAAAUUAAACUCUAUUGUAUACAGUCGGAGCAUAUGAUUUCUACAAAAUCAAAACCUCAUUUUCAUCCCAGCCAUCUUCUCUGUAAUAAUAAUGAUUGAAAGUGCAAGAUUUGUCAUGUACGUUUGCAUGUAAUGUGGAGUUUGUCCCUGAGCUAGACGCAAAUGAGAGAGGUUCAGAAAUGCAUCCACAAAGUUUUAGAUUUGUUGCCUAUUUGCUUUGCCAGUAAUUUCCUCUUUUAAUUAGUUGCAACAAAACAAUUUAAAGUAGUAACAAAAAUGAAAGGAACAAAAUAAGUAACAGUAACUGCACUGAGGGCAUCUUUUAGGAUUGACAUGUAUGUGAAACAAAUUAUCUAAUAUGAAUAAUAUGCCUCCCUUUUGCUUCUGAGGUCAGGAAUAAGCAAAGUAGGGCCCAAAUUAUUGAGAGCCACAAUCAGAUACUUUGCAGUUUAUGAAACCGGCAGAGAUUGUGAGGCAGCAACUUAGAAUGUGACGCUAGAUCAGAAAGACCAUUAUAGGUGUAACGGUGGGACAAGAAAGAAACUCUUUUGGGGAUGAGUGUCAUUGGGCUUUGGCCCCACCUUUGAACAAUCUGCAACUGUCCAUCGUUCUGCAGCAGCAAAAUCAUGUAAAUAGACUUUAAGUGGAAUGAGGAACCUGUGGCCCUCCCAUCAUCCCUGACCAUUGGCCAUGUUGGCUAGAGUUCAACCACAUCUGGAGGCCCACAGGGGUCGAGCACCAGUUUCCUCAGGGGAAUCAAGGAAGGGGGCUAGAUGAGCUUCAGCUCCCUUGGCUAGAGCAAGGGGAAGAAUCAGAGGAUGCUGACACUUUCGAGGACCAUGGGGGAGGGGGUGUAGUUGACUCUGCCAGUUCCCAUGGUCAGUUCUCCCGCCGAAGAAGACUUUGUGCCACCUCCAGACGCCUCAACAGAGCUAUUGGAGGAUGUCCUGGCACGUGUGCCAACCCCCGAGCUCUUCUCCUGAAACUUCAAACACAUCCCUGCCCCCUGAAGCCAAGCCGGCACCUAUCGAGCCUGUAUUGUCAGAUGAGCCGGCAGAGACGCCCCGUGCGAGAGGCUGCGAGAAGCGCCUCGGCCAGAGAGAGGGUCUUUGAAGGAGUCAGAGAUUACGAGCGAAGACCUUUCCUACUGAAGGCAGCACUCCCCUCCCCGACCUGGGUGCUGAGUCAACUUCCUUCACAUGCUGCAGAGUAUGCUUAGGUAGCUUAGUUAGGGAUAGAAGUGAGUUGGCAUAGCAAGUCUAUGCAGCGUGCUGCCUUUGAUGUUUCAAUUACCCUAAUAAAACAAGAAUUAAUUCCAUCCUUGUCUCCACCUCGUGAUUUGCCCUGAGCAGCACAACAGGUUCCCCACCUUAAAUGUUCACAUGUUCACGGGCAGAGGAUCACCGUUAUUAAAACUGUAUGAGGACCUGAGUACACUAGAACA